AUGGAAUUCACCAACAUUUCAUAUAUGAAUCCCAAGACAGUUAUCCUGAUUGGAAUCCCUGGACUAGAACAUGUGCAGUUUUGGAUUGGGUUUCCUUUCUUUUGUGUGUGCCUAGUGGCUCUGCUGGGGAACAUCUUCUUGCUAAUCAUCAUCCCUGCAGAACGUAGUCUGCACCAACCUAUGUAUAUCUUACUGGCAGUACUUGCAGCCACUGACCUAGGUCUCUGUGUAGCCAUUGCUCCCAAGAUGUUGGCCAUCUUCUGGUUUGAAUCUUGCUCCAUGGCCUUUGAUGCAUGCCUUGUCCAACUCUUCUUCAUUCAUGCCUUGCAGGGAAUGGAAUCUGGCAUUCUGUUGGCCAUGGCCUUUGACCGCUAUGUUGCUAUCUGUGAUCCUCUGAGAUACAGAUCUAUCCUUACACCUUUCAUUCUGGUAUGGAUGGUGCUAGUGGUGGCAAUACGGACAACAGUGCUCAUUGGCAUUCUACCCAUUCUACUCAAACAACUGCAACUUUUCCACUCUGUGGUUAUUGUUCAUGCUUACUGUGAGCAUAUGGCUGUAGUCAAGCUGGCUGCACGAGAUGUCCAUAUUAACAAAUCAUAUGGUCUCUUCGUGGCUUUUGCAAUUCUAGGUUUUGACAUGAUACUUGUCUUCACCUCCUACAUUCUGAUUUUCCAGGCUGUCUUUAAUCUUCCCCAGAAGGAGGCACGGCUGAAAGCAUUCAACACGUGUAGUGCUCAUAUUUUUGUCUUCUUGGAGUUUUAUAUCCUUGCCUUUUUUUCCUUCUUCAGCCACCGUUUUGGUCAUGUGUUACCCUAUGCCCACAUCCUCUUGUCUACCAUCUAUCUGCUUCUGCCUCCUGCCCUUAACCCCAUUGUCUAUGGUCUAAAUACCAAGGAGAUCCGCAGGCAGGUAACUCAGAUUUUUAUUCUGAAGUUUCACACCCAGAAGUGA
Messenger RNA from Choloepus didactylus (southern two-toed sloth), 951 nucleotides. RefSeq names its product olfactory receptor 52A1-like. The transcript has a single exon. The record is from RefSeq and is a predicted model, not a curated record. The coding region runs from base 1 to 951 and encodes 316 amino acids. Gene Ontology annotation, molecular function: olfactory receptor activity; G protein-coupled receptor activity. NCBI's taxonomy places the organism in Eukaryota, Metazoa, Chordata, Mammalia, Pilosa, Megalonychidae. Gene Ontology annotation, cellular component: membrane. Gene Ontology annotation, biological process: G protein-coupled receptor signaling pathway.